AUGUCAGCAUACCUAAGAUCAUCGACAUCUAAGUACAAGUUCGGGGCUCACGUAAGUGCUGCUGGUGGGAUCUCGAAUAGUGUGGUAAACGCAUUUAACAUUGGAUGUAACUCUUUUGCUAUGUUUCUAAAAUCACCAAGACAAUGGGUAUCCAAACCAUAUCCUAAAGAAGAAAUCGCUAAGUUCAAGGAAAACUGCAAGAAGUAUGGGUACAAUCCUGCUGUGGAUAUUUUACCUCAUGGCUCAUACUUUAUCAAUCUAGCCAACCCAGAUCCUGAAAAAGCAGAAAAAGCAUACGGCGCCUUCAUUGAUGAUCUGCAGAGAUGUGAGCAGCUAGGGAUUGGCCUGUACAACUUUCACCCUGGCUCUUCUCUGCAGGGAGAUCAUAGCACUCAGAUUAAACAGCUCGCAGGUUACAUUAACAAAGCCAUUAAGGAGACAAGUUUUGUGAAGAUUGUGUUGGAAAACAUGGCAGGCCACGGAAGUCUCAUUGGCUCUAAUCUGCACGAUCUGAAAGCGGUUAUUGACAUGGUAGAGAAUAAGGACCGCGUUGGAGUGUGUGUGGACACUUGUCACACAUACGCUGCGGGCUACGAUAUCAGUGACCGCAAUUCAUUUGACAGUUUCUGGAAGCAGUUCGAAUCCAUAAUCGGCAUGAAGUACCUUAUCAGCCUGCAUCUAAACGACUCGAAGGCCUCCCUUGGCGCUAACCUUGAUAGGCACGAACUUUUGGGCGAGGGAUUUCUAGGCUUAGAGCUUUUCAAGAUCAUAGCAAAAACUGAAUCCCUUCAAGGUAUUCCUAUAAUCCUGGAGACACCACAGAAGGAAGACGAGGGGUACGGUGAGGAAAUUAAACUGCUAGAGUGGCUAGAAACCUUAGGAGAUAGUGAAGAAGAUAACAAGGCCUACUCGCAAAAGUCCGAGAAUCUCUCAAAGAGGGGGUUAAAGUCCAGGCAAGAGUUCACCGCCAAAGUAGAAAAGAAAAAGGCCAAGAUGGAUAAAUCUACUAAAAAACGUUCCUUGCCAGGUUCUGACAUUAUGUCUCAGAUGAAACGUAGCAAGCGGUCCAAGAAUUGA
Messenger RNA from Eremothecium sinecaudum, 1077 nucleotides. It is a transcript of the gene APN1, whose product is annotated as DNA-(apurinic or apyrimidinic site) lyase APN1. Gene Ontology annotation, cellular component: nucleus; mitochondrion. The coding region runs from base 1 to 1077 and encodes 358 amino acids. Gene Ontology annotation, molecular function: phosphoric diester hydrolase activity; DNA binding; zinc ion binding. Gene Ontology annotation, biological process: base-excision repair. NCBI's taxonomy places the organism in Eukaryota, Fungi, Ascomycota, Saccharomycetes, Saccharomycetales, Saccharomycetaceae. The transcript has a single exon. The record is from RefSeq and is a predicted model, not a curated record.